UAAUUGCGCAGUUCUAAUUAAAACAAUUCAGCCGAUAGCCGUCAAUUAGUUGCAACAUUAUUCGCGUUAGCGAACGCAUCGCGCGCAGAGCCAGGCGCACAAACACGUCGCGCGCCCGCCAAGCCGACCGAGUCCGCAUAAGUCGCAUUCCGUCCCCGGUCGCCCUGAUUGCAUCACCGGUCACCCAGCGACGAUGCCGGUCAACGUGAAGAUAUCCUUGUGGACGAUCUCGCAAGCGAGCAAACUCUUCCAGCGUAACUACUAUCUGCCACUGCUACGGCCACUUAGCCCUAAGGAUGCUGCCCGCCGCAAGAGCAUCACCGGACAAAAUGUGCUCGGAGCGCGAAUUGAACACUACAUCCCUGUAUUGCAGAAGUAUGAAGAGAAGAUGAAAGAAAAGAAGCAGCGCAAGGGUGCUCCAAUCAUCAAAAAACGAAUCAAACGUAAAGAGAAUGAAAAAUAUGUGACACCUUUCUUUGAUGAGCAUAUGGAUGGACAUCCGCGGCUGGAGAUGCUCUUGUCGCGAAAGGGCAAAGACAAUAAACACUUCUACCUCUAUGAGGUGUUGGACAAAAAAUGUACUCUGGUAAUCAACAGUCAAAUGGAGAAGGCCAUCAAAGACAAAGAUAUUGUGGACAUUAUCAUCGCUCAAAGGAGUGAAAAAAUUGUCGUCAAAAUGGCAGAUGGUAACAAAGUAACAUUACCAUUGGCAAAGUUUGAUGAACCAGGCGUGCUCUAUAGAGGAAGCGGGUAUACUAAAUCUGUUGUUGAGGAACAGCACCAUCAUGGUAAAGGCACUUUCUUCAUGGCUCGAUUAUUUGAAGCUAAAGAAGCAGGUGUAGAAGAAUGGGAACUUGAGAUGAUGAGGAUGGCCUCUAAGAGGAAGAAGAAGGUCAAGGGUGAAGAGUCCGGCGAUUUUAAACUAGUAAUGCAGGCCGCAGCAGAAAACAUGGAUUGGGACCAGUUUGAAGAAGAUUCUAAGCAAAUCCUUGAAGAUGCUGAUCAGAUGGUUGAUGAUGAGAACAUUCCCAUGGCUGUGGACAGUAUGGAAAAGACUAAGCAUGUUAAUCAAAAGCUUAAAGAUGGUGGGGAGGAUGUCAUUGAUCAAUUACCUUUAAUGAGGGAAAUUCCGGAAGUUAUGAAACAAAUAGAAAAUGGAAUGUUGUCCGAGUUAGAGAAUGUUUCCGGUAUUGAAGUACUGAUCAGCGGCGGACGUGUUGUAUUCGUCCCCGGUCAAAUGGUCAAGUCAGAAACCAGUGAGGUAUUUGUCCCUGGUCAAACUAUUGAGUUAGAAGAUGGUACAUGUGAAUAUACUCCAGGUGUAACCAUCAAGGACGAAAACGACGAAAUUAUUUUAAUGCCAGGUUUGAUUUUUGGCGAAGAGGAACAAGAACCCACUUUCUUACCUGGGGAGUCUACCAUUACCGAAGAGGGUCAAUUACAGUUUGAGGCCACUGAAGAUGAUCGCCCAGCGAGAGAACCUAGUCCAACACCACCACCCAAAUCACCAACACCUCCUCCCCCACCACCAAAAGAAAAAUCCAAAACACCAGAAUUAUUUACAAGACAAUUACCUACAAAAAUGGAUCCGAUUGAAGCAUAUGAAAUCAGGAAGAAGAAAGCUGAAGAAGAAGAAAGGAAGAGACGAAUGGAACGCAGCGAAUUGAAAGCUCUUAAAGACGAAGCCGAAAUUGAUAACAUCCGACGUAAAAUUCGCCAAAAACUCAACAACUUUAAGAUAGUAAAACCCGACGAAUACAUACCACAAGAGCCCGUCUUAAAGAGUAAAAAAUUAGAAGAACUGGAAAGGAGUGUUAAUGACGGGUCUUUUGAAGAUUUCCAGACCCGUAUGAUCUUGGAGAAGGUACGCAAUGAAUCACGUCGUGCCCGAGCAGAAUUGCUGCUAAACGUGGUCGAACCUGAAGAAUUCGGAUCAAAUUACGAUCAGAUCGGACAUUAUCCCAAUCCAAAAUUGCAACGUGACUUUUAAUCUAUCCAAACAUAACCUACCAUAACCUUAAUAGUAAUCUAUUCUUUUCUGCCGACAUCAAGGGACAGCCGGCAUCUAUUUGUGCAUGUUUAGGUUUUGGGCCGGCAGCAACGUUGGAAUUCAGCGAGGCUCGAGAUGGAAACCGGAUCGGUCGUUGUCCUACACGGCGCUUAAAAGCGUCGCGCCGCCGCGCGCCGCCUUCAGUCUGCGCUGAGCCGCAUCGCAGCACGACGAGAGCUUACCGCUUGCCUCCGCAUUAUUUUGAACAUUAUGUUGUCUGCUAGCGUGCGCGAGUUUCUGUGCCCGGCUAAAAAUACAGCGAACGAACUUUCAGUCGAAUAAAAUCAAAUUUCAAAUUGUAACUGCAAUCAAACGUAGCUUUGUUCUCUGAUAGUUUAAUUUAAUUUUUGUUGUUUUUUUCUGCUUUAAACCUGCAAUCGAAUUGAAUUGUAUCGAUACUGUUAUAAUACUUAUGGUGUAAAAAACGUUAUUGUGCAAAACAAUAUUUAAAAACUUUAAAACAAAAAAAAAUCGUAAAAGAAAAAAGAAAACGUCAAAAUGAUUAUGAA
Molecule: messenger RNA, 2559 nt
Organism: Dalotia coriaria
Lineage: Eukaryota; Metazoa; Arthropoda; Insecta; Coleoptera; Staphylinidae
Exons: 1
Coding region: 194-1990 (598 amino acids)
Source: RefSeq, a predicted model, not a curated record